Molecule: messenger RNA, 3378 nt
Organism: Wasmannia auropunctata (little fire ant)
Lineage: Eukaryota; Metazoa; Arthropoda; Insecta; Hymenoptera; Formicidae
Gene: eIF3c
Product: eukaryotic translation initiation factor 3 subunit C
Exons: 15
Coding region: 246-2930 (894 amino acids)
Biological process (GO): translational initiation
Cellular component (GO): eukaryotic translation initiation factor 3 complex
Molecular function (GO): RNA binding; translation initiation factor binding; translation initiation factor activity
Source: RefSeq, a predicted model, not a curated record
CCCUCUUAGUGAGAAAAGUUUGUCGCGCGAUACGUGGAGUCGCGAUCGAGGAAGUCACGUCAAGGCACGCGGUCUGUGUGCGGCUUCAGAAAUUGUCGGCUCGCGUCUGCCACGUUGCAGUUAUUUGUUAAACAUACGACGUUGUUAAUUAAGCCCGUUUCUCGGAUAUUACACGUUCGGAUUAGUUUCUAUGUCCGCGCUGUACAUCCGUUAGUUGUGCUGCGUAUGUGGAUUGAGCUGCAAUCAUGAGUCGUUUCUUCGCAACUGGCUCAGAUUCGGAGUCCGAUAGCGCGUCCGAGGAGGAGCAGGUGCAAAGGGCGCCCGCGACGGCAUUCACCUUCAGCGACGAUGAGGAGGAAACGAAGCGCGUCGUGCGCUCCACGAAGGAGAAGCGUUAUGAGGAGAUUGCGAAUCUUAUAAAACUCAUUAGGAAUUACAAGAAGAUCAAGGACAUGAGCAGCAUGUUGACCAGCUUCGAGGACUUGAUGCGGGCCUAUCAGAAAGCCCUGCCCGUGAUCACCAAGGAGGAGCUUGGACAAACGCCGCGAUUUUACGUUAGAUGCUUGGUGGAAAUGGAGGAUUUCAUUAACGAGGUGUGGGAGGAUCGCGACGGGCGCAAGAACAUGUCCAAGAACAAUUCCAAGUCGCUUUCGACCCUGCGUCAGAAGCUGCGAAAGUAUAACAAGGACUUUGAAGAGGACAUUGGCAAGUUUCGGGAGAAUCCCGAUCAGGACGAUGACGAGGAGGAGGAGAAAGCCGAGGAGGUGAUAGAAUCCGAAGAGGAAGAUGACAGCGCCGUGGCUUUCAAGAAGGCGGGCUCGGAAGCGAGUGAACCCGAUGUAUCCAAGUUCAAGAAGACCGUAACCGACGGCGAGGAGGGCAGUGAAAGCGAGUCUGACUGGGGCAGUGAUUCGGACAGCGAGAGCACGAGUAGCGACGACGAGGGCCAAUAUCAAAACAUUCGUGAGCGUUUCAUCAAGAAGGCUUCAACUCAAGAAGAGGACGAGGACAAGGCGAAGAGGAAGGAGCAGAAGAAGGAGCGCAAGGAGAAGGAGCGAAAGAAGAAACGCGACGAGGACGAUGGCGAGGGCGAGUGGGAAACCGUCAAGGGCGGCGUGGCCAUUCCCUCCGAGAAGCCCAAGAUGUUCGCCAAGGACGCGGAGAUUAACAUCGGCGCGGUGCUGAAGAAGCUCUCCGAGAUAAUCGCGGCUCGCGGUAAAAAGCGCACGGACAGACGCGAGCAGAUAGAACUGUUGCACGAGCUGCAACUGAUAGCCGACGCGCAUAAUCUCGGCUCGGCUGUAGCCGUGAAGAUCAAGUUCUCCAUCGUCUCUUCCAUAUUCGAUUACAAUCCGAAGGUCUCUGACGCUAUGAAGCCGGAAUAUUGGUCCAAAAUAAUCGAGCGCAUUACCGAGAUGCUGGAUAUGCUGCUGAUCAAUUUGGAUAUGGUAAUAGCGGAAACGAUAGUGGAAGAAACGGAGGAGUUUGAAACGUCUCCGUACAAAAUACACGGUUGUGUAUUGACAUUGGUGGAACGUCUCGACGAAGAAUUCACGAAGCUGCUGAAGGAGUGCGAUCCCCACAGCAACGAAUACGUGGAAAGAUUGAAAGAUGAGAAGCAAGUUGCCGCCAUAAUUGACAAGGUGCAAGAAUAUUUGGAGAGGCACGGAACUGUCUCCGAGUUGUGCCGCGUGUACCUUCGUAAAAUCGAGCACUUGUAUUACAAAUUCGAUUCGAAUGUUCUGAAACAAAAGGAGGGUGAACUGGGAUCAGAUGCCAUCACAUCCGUGCAAGUUAUGGAGAAGCUAUGCAAGUACGUUUACGCCCACGACAACACUGAUCGGCUGAGAACUCGCGCGAUUCUUUCGCACAUUUAUCACCACGCUCUCCACGACAACUGGUUCCAAGCGCGCGACUUGAUCCUGAUGUCGCAUCUCCAGGAGACCAUUCAGCAUUCCGAUCCAGCCACGCAGAUUUUGUACAAUCGUACGAUAGCCCAUCUGGGAUUGUGUGCAUUCCGUCAUGCGAAUAUCAAAGACGCCCACAAUUGCUUGGUCGAUUUGAUGGUGACGGGCAAGGUGAAGGAACUUCUGGCGCAGGGUCUGCUGCCGCAACGGCAACACGAGCGCAGCAAGGAGCAGGAGAAGAUCGAGAAGCAGCGGCAAAUGCCUUUCCACAUGCACAUUAAUCUCGAACUUUUGGAAUGCGUAUACCUCGUUUCGGCGAUGCUCAUCGAAAUUCCGUAUAUGGCUGCGCACGAGUUCGACGCGAGACGAAGAAUGAUCUCGAAGACGUUCUACCAACAACUGCGAUCCAGCGAACGUCAGUCGUUGGUCGGGCCUCCGGAAUCUAUGCGGGAGCACGUUGUUGCUGCCGCGAAGGCGAUGCGUAACGGAAAUUGGUCAGCUUGCAACAAUUAUAUUAUAAAUGAAAAGAUGAACGCAAAGGUGUGGGAUCUGUUCCAUCAAGCGGACAAAGUGCGAGCCAUGCUGACACGACUAAUCAAGGAGGAGGCAUUGAGGACUUAUCUGUUCACGUACUCGCAUGUGUACGAUUCGAUCUCGAUGCCAAAGCUCGCCGACAUGUUCCAGCUGAAGCGGCCCAUAGUCCACUCGAUUAUCAGUAAAAUGAUAAUUAACGAGGAACUUAUGGCAUCUUUGGACGACCCAACUGGAACUGUAGUUAUGCACCGAAGCGAACCGAGCCGCCUUCAAUCAUUAGCUCUGCAAUUGACGGACAAAGUCAACAAUUUUGUAGAUUCGAACGAGCGUAUCUUCGAAAUGAAGCAAGGUAACUUCUUCUCGAGAGGAAACCAAGGCAAUUUCCGAGAUCGUCAAAAUUACAAUCGUCAAGGACAGGAUUGGGGCCGACAGAGGCGCGAUCGCGAUCGCGAUCGUGAUCGUAAUCGGGAGGAGAAUCGUAAUUAUUAAGUACACGGUAUAUAUAUACCAAUACGGCAUAACGAUAUAAUUGUACGGAAUAUAAUUGUUUUUUGUAUAUAAUUUCGUCGUUAUUAUUAAUGCUAUAAUGUUAUAAUGAUUAAAGUUUGACGAUAUCUCUAAUAAUGCUGUGCGAAAAACGAAACUACCCAGUUCACGUUUCGCACCGAAUUAUUAGAGAUAUUAUUAAACUUUAAUCAUUAUAAAAUUAUAGCUUUAAUAAUAGCGAUGACAUUAUUCUCAGUUUUACUUUUCGCACCGAAUUAUUAGAGAUAUCGUCAAACUUCAAUCAUUGUGACGUUUAAAUUGAAUAACACCGAUGACAUUAUAUAAAAAAAAAACAAAUACUGAUACAUUGCAAAAUUAUUUACAUUUUUGCUCCGCAAUAUUGUCGACGAUUAGGUAUUAUAUAUAAUUUAUAUAAAAUGAGUAUGUAUAA